Molecule: messenger RNA, 10594 nt
Organism: Zeugodacus cucurbitae (melon fly)
Lineage: Eukaryota; Metazoa; Arthropoda; Insecta; Diptera; Tephritidae
Product: EEIG family member 2
Exons: 10
Coding region: 2093-4993 (966 amino acids)
Source: RefSeq, a predicted model, not a curated record
AACGUCAGUUGAGAAACAAAUGGCGGAUCGAUUGUAAGCGUAGCGGAAGAAGUGCGUGUCGAAUUUUCCCAUAAUUUACGGGCAGUGCAAAAAUUAAGCUAUACACAUUGUGCUAAAUAGUCUAAAAUAUAUUCACAAUCAUAUAUAAUUAAGUGAGUAUCACAAUAGCGGCGCUAAUUUGUGUAUUUCUAGCAAAGCAAAUGCAGCAGCGAGCUGUGAAAAUUUUCGCAAAAUGUGUGCAUAUCGGUGAAAAAAGUGUACAAGUGUGUGUGAAAAAAUUGCAUAAAAUAUAAAUUGGAAACGAGAAAUAUAUGUGAAAGAUAGACAACGAACAAUUGUGUGUAAUAGAAUUUAUGCAAAUAGCGUUUGAGAUUUUUGUAGCCAAGUGGGGGGUCUGCAGUGCAGUGGUUUCUUAGAUAUAUGAAGAAUUCUGGAAAAUACGCUAGCAAACAUGAAAUUAGCUUAAAUAUUAUUUAAAAGAAUAGUAUUAUUAUUACAAAAGCUAGAACGGUUUUACAAUAGCAUUAUUGCUGCUGUGACUAGGCUGGCAGUCACAAUUCGCCUCGGCAAACAAAUUAUAAAUUUGUGUAAUAACUGCUGCAACUAAAUAAACAAAAAUUAUAAAUUUACGCUACAAAAUUUGUAAAUUUUAGCGUUUCAUAGAUUUUAGUGUUUAAAUACAUACGGAAAGCCAAAAAUUAUAAUUUGUUCUUGCUUGCCUAUCACCACUUCUGUCAUAACUCGAGCUGUAUUUGCAGCGUACGCUUUGUGCUGCGUCUUCUUCUUCUCUUGUUCAUUCAUGAUUCUUGACGUCUGCUUUCAUACAAAUUCGUAGUUGUUUUGCUUACUUUUCUCCUUGGCAUUCGCCAAUUGGAUUUUUCAAUGCUGUUCAGUCGGUUGUCGUAUAUUUUUCGCUAAACGUUUGCGGAAAAUCUCGAGAUUUGGAAAUUUGAUUUUUCAAUUUCAAUUAUAUUGCGAUAAUUUGUUACAUUGCCAAUGCUGUGAAUUAACAAUUAUAAAAUUUAUAAAAAAUUGUUUGUGUAAUAAAUUGCAUAUCGUGUUUUAGUCUCUUGAAUAUAUUUGUAAAUUGCAAGCAGUCAUUGUUUAAGCCACAAAUAUUGUAAAUUAAAUUAAAUUGUAAAUUUCAACUUUAGGCUUCCAGUUUUUAGUAGUUCUGCGUGUUAAAUAAUAGUUAUUGUGCUUAGUUUUGAAAAUAUACAAAAUAUAUUAAUAAAAGUGCAUAAAAAGCUGUUAAUAUACACGGCUGUUGGUGUCAAACGCUUUUAAAACACAACAAAAAAGCAGCAGCUGCGUAAACAUUUAAGUGUGGUAUACAAAGGUGCGGCUCACUUGUAAUCUUUACAAAGAAAAGCCUGUAGACAGCCUGCUGCAACUAGCUACGUCUCCAAGCAACAGCAUUACAUCAACUGCUGCAUUCAACUCUAAAAAGGUAGUCAACUGUGGGUCUCACAGACACAUGUUACAUAGUACCACAACAUAGCGGAUAUGUUGUGGAACUUUGAAUAUCGACAAGGAAUUGUAAUGUUGAAACUACAACAAAAACGUUUGUUUUGAAGCAAAUAGACAAAGCGUAAACAAAAGCAGCAUGUGGCUACCAACUUAAGUGCAGAGAAGUGUUAAACAAAUCAAAAAUAAAAACAACAAACAAAAAUAAAAGUAAAAACAACAUAUAAAUAAGAACCAAAACCAACAAGAAACCCACCACUAAACCAAAACAAAAAAACAAUCAACUAAUCCGCAAAGGAAGAACGUAACAAAAGUUUUCCAGCCCUUCUGUGUCUCUGCUUCCCAAGCUUAGCUAGUGUUUUACAAGACUUUUUACUCAAAACCUCAACAUUAUUUAGUGUUAAUUUUAAAAAAAUUUUAAUUUCUCAUUCGCAAAAACCUCUCAAACAAACAUUUUAACGACACAAGUGCGCGUGUUCUUCGUUUUUAACCACAAUUUUUGGUUGUGUGCGCCGCCGAUGUAAUUUCUCCACGCCGCAGUCGCAGCUAAUCUAGCAAGUGUUUCAUUCGGUUUUUUCGGCCAUACAGCGUUAUCCCGGUUUGUGCGUCGAUUGGUUAAAACUGUAUGACAUUACUUGGGCCUAGCGCCCCUGGUAUGGCCUUUAUGAUGAAAAAGAAAAAGUAUAAGUUCAAUGUUGAGGUACAAUUACAAGAGCUCUCCGAGGUGGCGCUUGUGAAUGAGGUGCUGUUCGCGAAGAUACGUCUACUGGAUGGUGGUUCGUUUCAGGAGUACAGCAGCAGAGAGGAGGUGCGCGAUCAUCGUGUAGUAUGGAAUCGCAACUUCGAAUUUCCCUGCAAAAUGUCCGCCAACGCAUCCACCGGCGUAUUGGAUCCCUGCUAUUUACGCAUCUCCAUACGCAAGGAGAUGAAGGGUGGACGUAGUUAUUUUAAGUUAGGUUUUAUCGAUAUAAAUCUUGCCGAAUUCGCCGGCGCCGGCCUGACGUCGCGACGCUUUCUGCUCGAGGGUUAUGAUUCGCGUCAUCGUCUGGACAAUUCCAUGCUGCUGGUAUCCAUUAAAAUGCACAUGCUCAGCGGUGAUAUACUCUUCAAGGCACCCACGCCGAACUUGAAGAGCAAACAGAAACCUUCUACAGAUGAUCUGGCCACCGCGUCGACGGGUGUCGGCCUGCAGACGCCCACCGCCACAGCGUUGCCCAGCAUUGGCAGCGGUGUAGGCAGUGGCGCGUCCAGCGUGAGCGGCGGCAGUCAAGGCAUACCCGUUAGUGUCGGUGGCGCUACGCUGGGUGGUGGACUCAAUAGUGCGACCAGCACGCGUCCUGUCUCCACUGUGCGGGAUGAUGAUUUGGACCCACAAGUAGUGAUCGCUUCGAUUGUGACGGACUCCGGCUUGUCGGAAUCUUCCGAGUCGGCUACUACACUCACCACAGAAGCGUUGCUCUUGCAACAGCAGCAGCAGCUGCAACAACAACAAUUUAUCGCUUAUCCACCGCAAAAUACGUUAGGCUCAACGACAACAACCACAACUGUCGUGACAUUGACGAAUGCACAACAAAUGCAACCGUACGCUGGCAGCGGCGUGGGCGGCAUCGGCGUUGUGACCACUAUGGGCAUUGUGGGUAGCAACAAUUGUGGCACGACCAGCGUGAAUAUUGGUGGUGGAGGCCUGGGAGGCACAACUGGAACGUCGUCGAUUAUGGAAAUGGGCCACUCGCGUAAUUCCAGCAACACUAGUCAAAUGUCGAAGGGUUCGGGUUAUAGCAGUUUUUCGCACAGUCAACAUUCGAGGCAAAGUUCUGAAGGCGAUUCAGGGCAUGCAAGAUUCAGCAAAUCCGUUUCUCUACUUAAUAGACUCAAUCAGAAAACCGCCAACGCCAUGAAGCUAAAUAUACCAGCAUUGAACCAUCAUCAACAGCCAACGGAGACUAUCUGCGAGUAUGAAUGCGAAGAGCUGCUCUUUCAAACGCCGAACUCAACCAUACGCGAUGAGGAGUUCCGCACGCCACUCAACGAAAUGCCACCCACAGUCAAUAGCUCUCUAUCCAUUUAUGGUGAAAAGUUUACGCCCUCGCCCACAUACCGCAGCGUGGCAAGCAACAGUCGCAGCGGUUCGCGUGCCUCACAAAUCUACGAAAGCGGCAGCGCUAGCGGUGGUAGUGGCAGUGCCAGUGGCAGCGGUAGCGGUGAAUCGGGCUCAGAAGAGACGGCGGACGACUCAGGUUUGGAUGAGAAUUUCCAUACGCCGCGCGUUGCCAAAAUCAAGUCGAUGGAAAAUCUCUCAAUCAUCGAAAUGGAGUUCCAUCGUGCCUCACAGGAGCUGGAUCGCAAUUCGCCGCGUCGCCUCAAGUUGUUGGCCGAACAUGGCGGUCACAUACCGAAAAUACGUUCGCUUAGCAAUUUAUGUUUCGACGAUUACAGUGAGGAGCAAGUCCGCGAAGAACUCUUGCGCAUAAGGGAGCGCGCGCUGGAAGAGAAGCAUCGCUUCAAUUUGCAGCAACGCAAAAACUCCACCUCUUCGACGAAUUCGGGCAAAUUGUUUAUGAAGAACAAAGUGGGUAAUGCCAAGUUCAUUGGCAACGAUGAUAGCCCACUGCCGCAACCGCAAAAUCAUCAGCAACCGCCCUUAUUUCUGCAACGUGGCACACAUUAUCCCAUACAGAAGAUGCGUUCGAUGGGCACAAUACCGGAUUUGGUGACGGAACGCGUCGAACCGGACCCAUUUCUCACGCCGACUUCGGGUCGCAAGCCGAAUUUCCCGCUGGUAACACAGUCGGCUGAGAAACCCUCACCGCCGUCGUUCGUGGCGCGCAUACUCAACUACGAUGUCGUGGAUUCGCCGUCAACCAAUAGCCAUAAUCAGUUGCAGCAACAGCCGCUGCAACAUCACACACAUGGCUCACUAACCGAGCUCUAUACGCAUGAUCGUGUGAGUAAGCUGUUGUCGAAUGAUCCGGCCACUGCGCUGUCUUUCAUGUCGCGUACGCCCUUCGAGCGCGCCUAUCGACGCACCAUGUUGAAGAGUUCAACACCAAUGCGUCAGGGGCACGGCUAUACACAGUACACUACCACGUUGGAGGAGCAGGAGUUGCAUCAGGCAGUCGUACAACAACAGUACAUGUUAGGUCAUCAGGAGCCGCAUCUAACGCGUCCGCAUUCAACGAAUGCCGCCUACGAGUUAAUGAGGAACCCCAGUUCCGGGUCGUUAGUCAUAAGUGAAACAGGAUCUCUAGAUCGUAUGAAGAAUGCGGCUGAGAAGCGCAAGAAGGGACCACUGGACGAUGGUCCACGUGUAUCGGAUCGUGUCGAGGAGACGCGUGUCAAUCCCGAUUCGCUAAUCGAUGAAAUACUGAAGGAUACCAAAUUGGAUCAGUUAGCCGAAUCGGCGGAGACAUCCGGCCUGCAGCUGUAUAUAGCACGUGAUGGCACCGCCUCGUUGGGUAGUCAUGAGGUGAAGGCGCGUGUGCCGACUGGCGCUUUCAAGCAGGUGGUCAUGAAGAAUCCAAGAUAGUAGCGUAAAUUGUAAGAUACGUAAGCAGUAGCAGUAGCAAGCAGCAAGAAGACUACAAACUACACUUUAAACUACUAGAACAACAGCAACAUAUACAUACACCGUCACAGGUGUGUAACGCCAAGGAAGCGUAGUGCAAAGGAAUUUUGAAACCCAACCAACAACAGCAGUAUAGCAACAGCAUUAACUCCAACAACAACAACUACUACUACAAGCUGCAAAAGAACCCAUAUACAUACACACACAUAUAAAUAUAUGAUAAAUAAUAAUUAAAAUAAAAUGCAAAACUAAUAAUAAAUAUAAAAUUAUUUAUAGCAUAAAUAAAUAUAAUACAUACAUACAUAAUUUAAAUGCUAAAGCUAAAUUGUGACUGUAAAUGUGAAUUGUAAGCCAGCAAAACCAGCAACAAAAAAUACAAGCAAAACAAAACAGCAAGUGUAUGCGAAAGCAAGCAAAAGUAAACUAAAGAACUAGCAAACUAAACAACAACAGCAAAAAAAAAGCAAAAACAAAAUUAAGCAUUAAACAUACAUAAAUACCGCAUCUCAACAAUCAACAUACAUACAUACAUAAAUCCUAAAACUCAAGUCAUUAAACCAUCACUCACCUAAACCAUCUACUCAACUCAAGUCAUUAUCACUCAGCUAAAAUUCGAAGUUAGCAAACGCGCUUUUAACUUUCAAGCUGGUAACAAUUUCAAGCAAGCUUUCGUGAUUGUCAAGCAAAUCAGACGCGUUCAAUUUUAAAAUAUCGAAAAAAUUCAUAACAUACAUACAACAUAACCACAAAACUCUCCAAAUCAGCUACAAUUCAAAGUCAGCGAAAGCGCUACGGCACAAUACAUAAUACUAAGCUUUCGGCAACAUUCAUAAGAGUGAGUAAUUUGUAUAUAUUUUGUUGUUUUAACACACAGUAGACUCAGACAUUGUGGCGCUGGUUAGGAAAAGCUUACAUAAGUAUAUAUUCGAUCGGUAGGCGAGUUAAAUCGUAGCAGAAAAACAGUUUUGAAAUUAAUUUUGUACUUCAUUAUAUAAUACAUACAAGUUUUUAAGCCUAAUUAUGAAGUUCGGAGCUGUCAAAUUUCAAAAGCUUUUGAAAGUUAACUCAAAUCUGUCGAAGAAUUUUGAGUAAAGUUCAAAAGCUUUCGAAAGUUAACUCAAAUCUAUCGAAGAAUAUUGAGUAAGCUUUUUGUAGGCAACGACAAUAGCAGUAUUUGAGCACACUGGCUGCAAAACGGCCUAUGAGCUUUCAUGUGAAGCUUUUUUUAUAUGAAAGAGGUUUCUUCUCAUUGCCUGUCAAGCGACGCAAGUACUUUAUAAAAAUUGCAAUUCAUAAUUCAUAAAGAUUAACUGCAGAGAAAUGUUUGUAAAAAAGUUUUCCAAAGCUUUAAGAAAUUGGUUUCACCUCACAGUCAGAGACGAUUAAAAUCAAUUUCUUAGUUAUGAAACAAAGCAUUUUCUAUUCGCCAGACUGUCGAUUUGCUCGAACGGACCCGUAGGUCCAAAGCUCAAAGCAGUUGCUAUCAGAAAGCUGCUCACAGUCACGCAACAAUUUAAAUCAAUCUCUUAGGAAAGAAGCAAAGCAAUUUUCCAUUUUGUAUACAGUCAGUUCUUCGGAGCACAAACGGACUUGUAAAACUCUCAACUCUACAAUAUUCUCCAAACACUGUUUGGUUAAUAUUUUUUGCCACUACUAAAACAACAAAAACUCACUAUCUUUCUGUAGGAAAAAAGCGAAUAAUUCUAUCAUUCCCACAACAGCCGGUUCUCCGUACCGGAAUGACUCGGAUUUUAUCCAACCAAGAGCUGUUAGUUCAGCAGUCUAAGCUUGCAUACAGUAGUGAAUACUGCUCGAGUAUUUUUUUGGAAAGUAUAACUGUAAAUCAGAGCAGUUUAGGGAAACAUUAGAUUGCUAAUAAAUAUAAUAAGAAUAUUUUACAGAAAGAAAGUUGUCAUAAAGAAGUGGCUCCGCCAUUUGUACUGAUCGACAAUCGAAAUUCAUUAAAUGUCUUGGAAUAUCAUUUCUAAUAGCCAGCAAAAGCUAGGCAGGCAAUGAGAAAGCUCUGAGUGAAGAAAGCUGCACAUAACCUCACUUUUUGUUCUAAAAAUAUAUAAAAACUGCAAAAUACUUGGGUAGCGGUUAUUUUUAAUAUUUGCUGUGAAUUUUGUGCUAAAAGUGGUAGUUUUCGUGAAGUUUUUUUAGGAAAAAAGAUUUAAAAAAAUUGUAUAAAAAAUGUUUCAAAUUCUACUUUAUUAAAAAUGUUUAAUUUUAGUUUAAACAAUUAGUAUACAAAAUUUUAUUGUUUAAAAUAAAUAUUUUAUUGUUAAAAAAAUUUCAAAAUCCACUCGUAAGUCAAAUUUUUGCAGUGUUGCCACAGUAUGCUGACACAAAAUGAAACUAACAAAUAAAUAUUUCAAAAAUAUCGCAAAUCGGACAAGACUACACAACAAAUGUGUAUACACAAAAAUAAAUAUCGCGUUGUUAUUAAUUAGCAAAUGUUUGGCAAGCACUUAAAAAUAAAUAAAUUAGUUAAAUGAAAUGCUAAAUUCAAAAAUUGAAAUAAAAAAUAUUACAAAAAAAAAAAAUAUUAGUAACGCAACUAUUUGAAAAAGAGUACAACUUACAGCUUAAAAUUUAAACGUUCUUGUUCCGCAUGAUCGUUAGGAUCAAUUUGUAUGCUGUUACAUUAAAUAGCGUCAAAUUAACUUUGCAUAGGCAUACAAGGCAUAACUGCUGCGCUUAGGGAAAUUUAAUAAGCAAAUAAUUAUAAUAGAAUAAUGCAGUAAACAUAAUAAGCAAAACACAAAUAAUUUCUUUGCGGUUUAGGGACAUUAAACAACAACAACAAGUCCACUUCAGUUUUUUUUUUGUUUGUCGCCAUGCGCAUGUGCCAUUAGUUUGCUACUCAAAACACUUUUUAUACUGUUUGAUUUGUAGUUUUUUGGUUAUUUUUUUAUUUAUUUAACACUUUUUAUUGUAGUUAUAGUUGUUGUGCUUUUACCUUUUUGUAUUAAAAAUAAUAUUUUUUUAUAUUUUUUAUUAUACUUACAUUUCAUUUUUAAUGCUAUUUCUUAAUACUUAUAUAUUAUUAUUUUGUUUAUAUAUUUGUUUUGUACUUUCUUUUUAAGGAUUUGUCUUUAUUUGUACUUUCUUUUCAAUUCAAUAUACAGUCGGUCGCUUAAGUAUGUAUACAGCGAAUUAUUAAGGGCUUUCUGAAGGCAUAGAAAAUGUUGCUAAACAUUUUUUAAAAUAAUUAAUAAAAUAUUUGAAACUAUUAAGCUUAUUAAAGGCAUACAAAAUUAUGCUAAACUUUACAGCCAAAUUAAAAAAAAAAUAACAUUUAAAUAUUUUUGUGGUUUUCAAGCUCUCUAAUAUUUAUUUGUAUGCCUACUUUACUAUCUGACUGUAUUAAUAAUAUUAAAAAUUUUGUAAUUUGUAACUCACAAGCUUAUUAAUUCUAAAUUUUAACGUAAAAAAUAAUUUUUAACUAAUUUUCAAAACCAAAAAAUUAAAAAAAUUCAAUCUUCAAUAUUAAAUACAGUCUGUCACUUAAGGUUUUGUACUGAAAAAUUAUUUUAUGGCUUUUGAGCUAUAAAAAUUUUUGUUAUAUUAUUUUUAACAAUAUCCAAAUAUUUUUUGUGGCUUUAAAGCUAUCUAAUAUUUGAAUGUAUGCUUACUUUAGUGCCUGACUGUAUCAAUAGUGUAUAAAAUAUUAUAAAAUUCCAAUUUCCAGCUUAAGAAAGCAAAUUUUGAAAGUCGAGAAAUAUUUUCGAUCCAAAAAAAAUCUAAAUCUCAAUUGAAGUUACAAAAUUUUGAAAAGAAAAAAAAACAAAAUUAUAAUUUCCAAAGUUAUCGAUAGGAUUAUUAUGUAUUCUAAAAGCUGUAGAAAUUUGAUUAAAAAAAUCCAUCGAUCGGUUUUCGAGUUAUAUGUGUCACCAGUUCAAAAUAUAGUUUUGAGAGAAACGCAUUUGAAGUUUCACACUUGCGUUUUGGAGUGCCCGAGCGCUCUUUGUUAUUUGUCAUAUAACUCGAAAAGUAAUUAUCGGAUCAACUUCAAAUUUUCAGGGAACAUUUUUAAGAUAAUUUCACUUAACGAAAAUGCAAAAACAAAAAAAUUGAUUUUUUGAAAAUCCUGACUACCCCUAACCCCUUAAGUUAAUUUUUUAAUUCAUCUCUGUAAACUUCAUAUUUUUGCUUUAAAUUUGUUUUAUUAAGCUUUAGCGAGUUGUUUUUAUAAUAAUUAAAAAAAAUAUUUAAAAUACUUUACCGUUUUAACGGUAUACUCCGUUAUUUAUGCAAUAUUAUUUCACCUUUUCCAACAAUUUCUUGCACCCACCCACCUAUACAACCUUACUUACUCGCCCACAACUGUCUUUUUGUUUUUAUACCAACCAAAACUCAACCCGAUUAUACCAUACAUACAGAUAGUAUACUUGCGCCUUCUUUUCGUAUAACUACUACUGGUUCACUUGUUGCGGUUUACUUUUAACUACCUACUUCUACUAGUAUAUAUGUAUGUAUAUGUAUUGCGUACGAUUUGAACUAUUUAAACAAAAGGGUAUAUAAACUCAUAUACAAAUAUAGAUAUAUAUAUAUUUACAUAUGUAUUAAUCCUGCCUAGUUCUUAAAAACAAAUACAAAAAACACAAAUUAAAAAAAACAAAAAAAAAAUGUGCGUGUUUAACUGUGUAAAUUAUAAUGAUUGUGUUUAGUUAAUAUUUCUGCUCUUCGAUAAAAUAUAUAAUUAUAAUUAUAAUAAAAAUAUAACUGCAUAAUUAUAAAUAAUAAUUAAAAAGCAUAUAUAAGUAAAUUGUUUGAAUAAAAAUUAAAUUAAUUAAUUAAUUGAUGGAAAACGAAAAAUACACAUUAUUUAGCCUAAAAAAUAUCAAUUAUAAUAUAUUUAGUUGUUAGACGUAGUUAGCCUUUUAAAAUACAUACAUACAUAAAUACAUAUAAUAAUAAUUAAAUAUUAAAUAAUUAUUAUAAUAAUUAAAUAUAAUUUAAAUUACAUUAAUGAAAUUUGAGAAAUAAAAAAAAAGUUUGUGAGUAAAUAAAUAUGUAUGAAAAGUUAAAUUAAUAAAAGCAAAUUAUAAAUUAAAUUAACAUAAAUAAUUUAAUUAAUUAAUUGAAUGACACUUGCAAAUUUGUUUACAAAUGCAACAAAAACCAAAAUAAUUGCAUAUAAUAAAUUUCAGCAAAAGAUAAUAAUAAUUUGUAUAAAAAGCAUUGUGUAAGCAAGCAAAAUUUUUAAGCAUACAUACACACAACUAAAAUUCUUUGUUGUAAUAUUUGCUUUAAAAACGCGCUCAUUACUCACACUCCCCAUCAGCCAUCAGUCAAACUUAACCCAUCAAACGCCUUCACUUCCAACAAUUAAAUUUGACUCAAAGCAUUUUUCAAUCCACAAAUAUUUCUUUUUCAUUAAUUAAUUAAUAAAACGCGCUUCAAUUUUAUUAAAUUUAUUAUGUAAACUGCGUUUUUUUGCAUAAUUGCUAUUUAUUUUUUAAUUAACGAAUUUUACACAUUCUCUUCAGUAUUUUAAAGCAGUUGCUAAAUGUGGUCAUUUGUAGUCAAUAAAAACAAAAAUUAUGUGAAAUUUAA